GAGUGUCAUCCACAGCCGCCAGCAUGUGGCCUGGCUUUAGGUAACACCAGAAUUAUGGGAGGCCAAGAAUCGGCUCCAGGAAUUUGGCCCUGGCAAGUCAGUUUAAACACUGAUGAAGGUCCCUUAUGUGCAGGGUCCCUAAUUACCAACCAGUGGGUGCUGACAGCAGCUCACUGCCUAAGAAGGGACCCGGACACGAUAAAGGUUUUUCUGGGUCGCAACAGCCAGUCAGGUCCAAACCCCAAUGAAGUGUCGCGAACGAUUCAUCAGGUCAGGUGUCAUCAGUCAUUUGAGGUCCUGACCAACAACAACGACAUAUGUCUUCUGAAGCUGUCUGCCCCUGUGAAUAAUAACGACCACAUAAAUCCGAUCUGCUUAGCCUCAGCAGACAGCACUUUCCACUCCGGGAUUAGCAGCUGGGUCGCCGGUUGGGGUACUACUGCUUAUGAUAACUCUUCAGACAUCCUUCGGGACGCGAAUUUACCAAUAGUUGGAAACCAUGAGUGCAAGUGCUCCCAUCAUUUACUCACAGAGAACAUGAUCUGUGCUGGCCUCAGAGCUGGAGGGAAGGAUGCAUGUCGGGGAGACUCAGGGGCACCACUGGUGACCAAACAUGAUUCUAUUUGGAUCCAGAGUGGAAUUGUAAGUUAUGGCGAAGGUUGCGCCGAGCCUAUGAAUCCCGGAGUUUACACCCGUGUCUCGAAAUACCAGGAAUGGAUCAGCAAAGUCACCGGCAGCAGCAAACCAGGCUUUGUUACCUUCAACUCCUCAGGAGUUGACAAUGACUCAAACUAUACCUGUGCAACAUCACAUCACAAAACUACCAGCACCACAACUGCUAGUGCCCAGUCACAUCUGUUGCUUUCUCCCAACGCCGAUAACACGAACAAGGGUGGCAAGAUUGAGGCUAGGGCGAGUGUCAAUGUAGCCGAUAGUGUUGAAAACAUGAUCCACUUCUGCCACUUCACUCACUUCAUCGCAAUCUGUGUUGUAGGUCUUUUGUUGACAUGAACAUUAAGGUGUAGAACUAUUUACAGUUCAAAGUUUUUGUGCUUGUGAAGUGAAGACUUUCAUUUACUGGUACUGCCAACAACAAAACAAAACCCUUUUUUAUGAAUAUACUGCGGUAAAAGUUGGAUUUGGAAUUAAUCAAAUUCAAUUGUUGUUUGAGGUACUUAUGACUGACUAUGGAUAAGUACCUCACACAGCCCCGCUUCAAAAAGCCCAAACUAUCUCAAACAUAUGAGAAGCACUGUGUAACUACCAUCUCUGGUGGAAAGUUUCAAUCCCGUUUCACCUGGGUGUUGUCAGAAAUGCGUCCUGUUUGUAAGAAAACUCAUCAGUGAUGUGCUGGUUUGACAUGUUGAACCACUGGAGGGCAGCAAAAACAAUACUAGAGGUGUUGAAUCCCUGAAGUUUAAAUAUAAUGUUAGAUUUUUUAUCAUUCCCCAAUGGGGAAACUCUUCUUUUGCUCAGUUUUUAGACAUGAUCCUGGCUUGUGAAGAAAUGUUUGUUUCCAGACAUGUUUUAUAAUGAAAAUGUACAAUUAACAUUGUUCUUCAAUUAUUUUGGUGAAUGUUAUUUAUACAUUCAGUGAUGGAGCAACCUUAGCUUUUAUUCUUAAUGUGUCAGGCCACCUGAUAAAUGCCAGAAUAAAUCGUCCACUAUAGUUACUGAUUCCUUUAACAGAUUAAAAAAAUAUUUGAAAUUACAACACUGUUAAAAGCCUUUUUGUCUGAUUGGGUCCCAUUUUUAUGAGCUGUUAGCAGUUCAUGUCCAAAAGGACUGAGUGAUUGCUUUUUAUUAUUUUUACUUUCUUAUUAUUGUGACACAAACAGAGCCAGUGUCGAUGUAAAUGCAAUAGAUUAGUGCUGUUUCUCAUUUGAAAAUGAAACGUGCCUGCAGAAUCAAUCAGGUGGAAGAUGACAUGCAUCGAUUACAGGUGCUGGAGCACUCAUUAGGUGUGUGUAUGUGUAAUUCCCACUCUCAUUAUGUGUGUAGGCAUGUGGUUUUGUGUAUUUCUGAAUCACAUGGGCCUUAAAUGUCCUUCAAGGGUCACAAACCUCCGCUGAAAUUAAACAUAAUUAGGCCAGAUGUACUUUAUUUUUCAUUUGAAAUAUUCACACAUGAAUGCGACUACUGUCCUCAACAGGCCACUGUUGAUAAUUUGUGACAAAUCCGCGUUCCAAUAUGUUCUGGGUGGCUGAUCGGAAAAUUAACUAGCAAGCAGCCCGGAGCAACAGAAACGGUCUCAUUGUUAUUCUGUGGCUGUGAUGGUGCGUUAUUAUUUUAGUCUCUGGUGUAAAUUGUGUAGUUGUGGACGUUUCUUACAUUGUAGCUCAAAGAAAAACAUAAAGCAAAUCUGACUCAGGGGUGCGAAACACACACCCGAAAAUAAAGUUGAUUUAAAGGAACUUUGUUUCGGUGUGUCACUCCAAGCAAGAUCACUCAUUUUGAUUAUCUGAAAACU
This is a messenger RNA of Larimichthys crocea (large yellow croaker), 2470 nucleotides long. RefSeq names its product tryptase. Gene Ontology annotation, molecular function: serine-type endopeptidase activity. Gene Ontology annotation, biological process: proteolysis. The transcript is spliced from 5 exons. NCBI's taxonomy places the organism in Eukaryota, Metazoa, Chordata, Actinopteri, Sciaenidae. The record is from RefSeq and is a predicted model, not a curated record. The coding region runs from base 55 to 1011 and encodes 318 amino acids.